Messenger RNA from Komagataella phaffii GS115, 1641 nucleotides. RefSeq names its product Putative lipoate-protein ligase A family member. Gene Ontology annotation, biological process: protein lipoylation. Gene Ontology annotation, cellular component: mitochondrion; cytoplasm. The record is from RefSeq and is a predicted model, not a curated record. Lineage: Eukaryota; Fungi; Ascomycota; Pichiomycetes; Pichiales; Pichiaceae. The coding region runs from base 1 to 1641 and encodes 546 amino acids. Gene Ontology annotation, molecular function: lipoyltransferase activity. The transcript has a single exon.
AUGUUCAAGAGGUAUUUCACAAAGAGACUUGUAAGGUCUAUCUCUUCCAGAACUGGUAUUGCAAAUGAUCCUUUUCAAAAUGCUUCAAAACGUUCCAUUCAAGAAACUUUAGAAACCGACCCAAACUUAGAAGGGUUUCUAGCAAAUGACUCUUGGUCUCAAACCCAAAAUGCCGAACAGGAAGACGAUCCCUUCGACUUCUCUGACCUGCCACAGUUGAGAAAUAUACCUUCUUAUUUGGAGAACAUAGAACCAGGGCAAGUCUACUCAAAAGAUCAAUUACCAUCGCCGAGAAAGGACCAACCACCUGAAUCCAUAGAUCCUCCUAACUAUAACGGCAUCGAGUCGACUGGCCAAUCUCAAUCCCAGCUGCAAGAAAUGAUUAGAGAUUAUAUUGACUAUGAUCUCUUCCAAGAGUUUCUUACAUUCAUGCACUAUGGUGAUUACCAUACUCAGCCAAAACCCACCAUGUCCUUGACAGAUUUUUUGAAAUCUCCAACGCCAGCUGUAGUCUUCUCCAAAUUUACCAACCCUCACAUAAAUUUGGCAUUGGAGAUGUUUAUCUACGAUACAAUGCCAUUACCGCAUCAAAGACUGUUAUUCUAUAAAAACAACUCUUGCAUAGUAAUUGGUAAAAACCAAAAUCCAUACAAAGAGGUCAAUCUAAAGUAUGCUAAUACUACUCAAACGCCAAUUUUGAGAAGAUACUCAGGAGGAGGGACAGUUGUACACGAUCAGGGGAACUUAAACUUCAGUUUCAUGUCUACGAAGAAGGAUUUUCAUAGGACUGCUUUCACUUCCAAUAUCAUUUCUAGGGUUAACGAACUUAUCUUCAAAGAAUAUCCCAUGGGAUUCAAUGUUGAUGUGGAUAAAAUUGAGUGGAAGUCCAAGUUUGUGGGAUUGCCCAAGUUCAGACUAUCUACCAAUGGAAAGGGUGAUAUUGUGAGUGAGAAAGACUCGUACAAGAUAUCUGGAUCAGCAUUUAAAUUGUCAAAGGGUAAAUCACUGCAUCAUGGAACAUUGUUGAUGAAUUCUGAUUUAAAAGAAUUAGGGAAGUUAUUGAGGGUAUCUGAAGCCCGUCAGAAGUCAAUCCAUUUUACGGGAACCGAAUCAAUUCGGUCUAAGGUCAAAAAUUUAGGAAUUGAUCCUGACCUUUUCAUGUUUGAAUCAUUGAAAGCAUUUAUUGAAAUGCAUGGUCACGAAUCUCAUGCAAUCCAGCUACCUAAUGCCUUUGAAAUUGAUGGAAAGUACUGUCAUAGUAUUGUCGUUGACGAUCUGGAUCAGUUACCACAGCCUGUGUGGAACUAUUACAACGAACUAAAAUCGUGGGAUUGGAAUUUUGGAAGAACUCCCAAAUUUGAACAUACCAUAUCACACGAUGAUUUUGCGUGUGUUUUGCAUGUAAAUAGGGGAAUGGUUACUAAUGUUGAUCUCAGCAUUCUUGAUGAAUCUUCCUCGGAUUCCAUCCACCAGAUAUUUUCCUCAUUGCUGGCAGCAAUAGAAAAGGAACCAAUAAAGUACCAAGGGAAAAUACUUUCAAAAUACAUCCAGGACAGCACAAUCUCUGACUGGCUGAAAUGGGAAGUAGACUUUGGUAUCUCCUAUGAGAAUGUCGGGUGUACCAGUACCCCUGCCAAAUGA